UGAAUAUGACGUCACAGCCAAGAGACUACGGCGCGCCAUUUGUGACUAGAGCGGAAAGUGCGGAGUGAGACAGUAGGAGCAACAUCUCAGCAUUCUCAUGGAUCUUUGAAAUAAAGCCAGCUGGUUCUUCAUCAAAAACACGCAGCAAAAUGGACAAUCUAAAGCGGAAAUUAAGGUCUGGAAAAGAGAUUUCACAGGACAAGAACAAAGCCACCAGCAAUACUAAGACAGAAGAUGUUCCAUAUGCACCUAAACGGACUAAAGCUUCAAAAGAUCAAGGAGAGGAUGAAGAAAGCGAACAAGUUCUGACCGGCAUAUCAGAGGACCAGAGGUCUAUUUUGACACCGUCUAAUGAACACAGCUCUUCAGAAAUAACUGAGCUUUUGGUUUGUUCACAUUGCAGUUUUUUAGCAAAAACUCAAACUGCACUGAAAAUUCACUCAAAAAGGAAACAUUCUCAUGGGAUAGACUUAAACAUCGACUGUGUCCCUGAAGAGAGUCCCGACGCAAUGACAACAUCUGAAAAGAACUUUGUGCAAAAGAAAGGGUUACAGGUAAAACAACUUUCAGAGCCACAAAUGGAAAAUGCUUCAAUGUCUCUGUCAGAGGAAGUGAACACUGAUAGACGAUUGGAUGGAAGCAUAGUUUUAACAGACUGUAAACAUACACAUGAGUCUUUUGCUGUUGGUACGUCUAAGGAUGAACGAACCAGUCCCACUAAGAUGCUACUGCAAAUUGUAGAGCCCAAUCCACAUAAAGGUGAUGCGCAAGCAGGUUGCAGUUUUCACAUAAAAAAUAAGUUGAAGAGUAAAGAAUGUGAUGAAAUAAAUGGACGCAAUGAAAACCACAGAGGUCAAAGGCAUUCAAAGCCUGAAAGUGUGUAUGCAUGUUCCUACUGUGGACAUGAAUUCAAAGACGAACCUAGUUUGGAAACACACAUCAAGAGGAUACACAAUAAAGAAAUGAGUUACCUCUGCAAUUUCUGCAGCUAUUCUUGCAUUGCGAAGAGUGAUUAUGAAAAGCACUGCCUGAGCAAUAAGCACAAAAAAAAGCAACGAGAGUCGUCAAAAGCAGAGGAGGCAACGCUUCCAGAAUCAGUUCCGUCUCCAUCAGCAACACAUACGCCAACACUGUCUGCAGGAAGCGUGUCACAGCAUCAGUGUGAAAUGUGCACCUUCACAGCCGACAGCACAGUGAUGUUAGCUCAACAUAUCAAAAUGCAUCAUCCGGUAGAGCACCGUUUUCACUGUAGGGCAUGUCAUUACUACACCAACACAACAGAAUCUAUGGAAAUCCACCUGUCUGAAGAAGCCCACCAGGAGCUGGCCAAAGAGCAAAACAUUAGCCCUCUGUUUAAAGACUGUGUUGAAAAAAUCGUUGUGAUUUUCUCCGAUGAUCAGGAAGAGGAUGCAGAAAUUGUUCAAAAACAGUGUGUUGAGUUGAAUGUAUCAGUAGAGCCACCCGAGACAGUAAGAAAAGGCUCCUGCAAGCAGAAGCGAGGUAGACCAAAGACAUCUAAUGUGACUGUUUGUAGCCAUUGUGGACUUGUUGCUUCCAAUGCAACCAACCUCAGCGUGCAUAUACGACGCAAGCACAGUCGGAUGUACAGCUUUGUUUGUAAGCUAUGCAACUACUACUGUGUGACCAAAGGAGACAUGGACCGCCACUGUGAAACCAAAAAGCACAUCAACAAAACGCAAGCAGCCGAAGGUAAAGGCACCAGAGUAGUUCCACUAGACAAUGAGCGGCCGGGUCAAGCAAAGGAAAAUGAGGCAGAGCUAGUUGACAAAGUGGCAGAAAUUGAGACAACCAUAAAUGACAUGAAUGCAAAUCACUCCGGUGUACCUUGUAACAAAAGCAAGGAUCACAUGGCAAAUUCUUGCUCUCAGUGUGACUUUGUUGCUCACUCUGCACUGUCUCUUGCUCUCCAUGUGCGGCGUAAGCACACAAAAGAUUUUGAGUUUGUCUGUGUUGCAUGCAGCUACUACACUGUGACUCGCAGAGAGAUGUUUCGGCACGCAGCAACAGAAAAACACAAGCAGAAACGUCAGAGCUAUCUGGAGAGACAGAAAAGUCCAUCUGAUCUCACUUCAGGGAGUAUCGAGCACACUUGUGAUGAGGCAGAGACACACGUAGGAUCAGACCCGAGCUCUGACAGUUCUGAUCAAACAGCAGCGGACACCACAACUACAAAGCAUUUUAAAGUUGAUGAUGAAACUUUCAAAACUGCUUUUGAGAUUACAUCCAAUGAGGGCAAAGAAUCGGUGACGGAGUCAGCCAUGCCUGAUACAGUCCAGCCAAUGACAGCGGAGAAAAAUGCAGCACUGGGCGAGGUGGGGGAGGAAUGCAUGCUUGAUGAGGACAAAAUGACUGACUUGGGGGAUGAUGGUGCCUCUAAGGAAAAACAAAUUGGCAAAAAUAUUCCAAUUGAUGUCUGCAUUUUUUCCUUAAAAGCCUUAGCAGAGCAUGAGCAGGGGUCACCUGAAGGAGACCACACUAUAGACACAUCAAAACAGCAGGAUGCCAGAAAGCCCAAAACACUGGUUGGACCUGAGACAAAGACCACCAUGCCAAACCCACAGAUCCGCUGCGAGGACUGUGGAUUUUUGGCAGAUGGCUUAAGUGGCCUAAAUGUCCAUAUCUCCAUGAAGCAUCCAUCCAAGGAGAAGCAUUUCCAUUGCCUGCUCUGUGGAAAGUCUUUCUACACUGAAAGUAACCUGCAACAGCACUUGAGCAGCGCAACACACAUGCGCAAUGAGCAGGGAAGCGUUGAGGAUCUUCCAGAAGGAGGCGCUAGUUUUAAAUGUGUCAGGUGCAAUGAGCCAUGCCAAACAGAGCAGGACCUGUUCGUGCACAUCAAAGAGAAACAUGAGGAAAUGCUUAAAGAAGUGAACAAAUAUGUGCUGGAGGACACCGAGCAAAUCAAUCGAGAGCGUCAGGAGAACCAGGGCAAUGUGUGCAAGUACUGCGGCAAAGUCUGCAAGAGCAGCAACUCAAUGGCUUUCCUGGCUCAUGUUCGCACACAUACAGGAUCCAAACCAUUCAUGUGCAAGAUAUGUAACUUUGCCACCGCUCAGCUAGGUGAUGCCCGCAACCACGUCAAGAGGCACCUGGGCAUGAGAGAGUACAAGUGUCACAUCUGUGGAUGGGCGUUUGUAAUGAAAAAACAUCUUAACACCCAUCUGUUGGGAAAACAUGGACUGGGCCAACCCAAAGAGAGGAAGUUUGAGUGCGAGAUGUGUGAGCGGAACUUUAGUGAGAAAUGGGCUCUGAAUAACCACAUGAAGCUGCAUAUGGGAAACAAACCGUUUAAGUGUAGUUGGCCUUCAUGCCAUUAUGCUUUUCUGACUCUGUCUGCAAUGAAAGACCAUCUCAGAACACACACAGGGGAGAAGUCUUUCCUUUGUGAUCUCUGUGGGUUUGCUGGUGGGACCCGUCAUGCCUUAACCAAACACCGCCGCCAGCACACAGGCGAACGUCCCUUUAAAUGUCAACUGUGCAACUUUGCCUCAACCACACAGUCUCACCUGACACGCCACAAGCGUGUGCACACUGGAGAGAAGCCCUACCGCUGUCCCUGGUGUAAUUACAGAUCCAACUGUGCAGAGAACAUCCGUAAGCACAUCCUUCACACAGGCAAGCAUGAGGGAGUGAUGAUGUAUAACUGCCCGUUGUGCAGCUACGGCACCAAUGCCCCGAUGGACUUUAGAAAUCAUCUCAAAGAGACCCACCCUGACAUUGAAAACCCAGACUUGGCUUAUCUUCAUGCAGGUAUUGUGUCCAAGUCUUUCGAGUGUCGUCUGAAGGGACAGGGGGCAUCCUUUGUGCAAACAGAGGCUGCUUUUGCCCCAGAUGAAACCAAACUGGGCUCAGAGACGGUUCAGCAGGUUAUCAUCAUUCAGGGCUACGAUGGGGGAGAGGUGGCCAUCAAUCAGGCCCUGGAAGAGUCUGCUGCAGCCACUCUACAGACCCUCGCUAUGUCCGGUCAAAUGGCCGAGGUGCUGCACAUCACUGAGGAUGGCCAGCUCAUCACUUCUGGGCAAGAGGUGUCCUCAGUGGAGGCCCAGCUCAGGGAAGGGCAGAUCCAGAUUCCAGGUACCACCACCCAAUAUGUGCUUGUGGAGUCAUCCGGAGAGACUGUAGGAAAAAUCAGACAAGAAGGCGAGGGUGCUCCCACCAGUAUGUCAGAGUCUGCUCUGGAUGCCUUGCUUUGUGCUGUUACAGAGCUGGGGCAACAGGACAGCGCUGGAGAGGGAGAGAUUACCACCACCACAGUCUCAGAACAGAUCCCAGAAGAGAUUGAAGGUCAUCUAUCCCAGGCAGAGAGACAGAGUGAAGGGCAUAUGUAUGAAGAGGUCACCGAAUCAGUGGGUGUGAUGGCUGAGGUACUGGGUUCUACCCAUGAGCCCGCAUCCAUGGAAAUGCAAGAGGUGCUACAGUUUGCAGCUAGUCAGAUAAUGAUGAGAGAGGGUCUUACUCAGGUUGUCGUCAAUGACGAGGGGACACAUUACAUAGUCACGCAGCUUGACGGCUCAACUCUACAAGUGGAGGGUACUAUAGAAGACCCAUCUGGAGAGGAGACAAUAGUGUACUCCAAAAUUAGUCCCGAGUGAGGGGAAGGCAUGACAGAUUGUAGAUCCUUUUGAUACUUUUCUUUUUACUAAAAUGAUAGCGCACUAGUGUUCUUUCCUUCAGAGACUCAUCAGUAUCAUUUCCUGUGACCAUUCAAAAGCAAGCUUAUUGGGAUUCACUGAUGUUCUAUGAAAAGGCAGAAUUUUGCUCAUGACCCAGGGUCACAUGGGCACAGUUAUUAACUUAAAAUGCAAAACUCUACUUUUUUAGAUGACUAACAAAACCUUGUUUAACAUAAACAUUUUGCAUACUUAAAAUACAAUUCCUUGUUUGUGAACUGAGGGCUAAACGUCUGAUUCAAUAAAAUACUAGCCAACAAAAAGCAGACCUUAAAAUAAAAAGUAAAUAUAUAUUCAUCACCAAGAAAAUAGAUGAACUUAAAUUUGAAAGUACCUACUAUUAUGUUUACAAUCAGUUGCUAUUUAAGAAUUUUACUUUAGUGGGAUGUGAUCUGUUGAUUGUUGUGAUCUGUGUUGAAUUGUUUUGCUCAUUUUUGGCAGUCUGGCAUUCAUUAUUAAAGUAAAGCAUUGAAUAAUGCUGUUUGUCCUCUUUUCUAAUAAAAAAAAAAUGUU
Triplophysa rosa is the source of this 5204-nucleotide messenger RNA. RefSeq names its product zinc finger protein 407 (gene znf407). NCBI's taxonomy places the organism in Eukaryota, Metazoa, Chordata, Actinopteri, Cypriniformes, Nemacheilidae. The transcript has 9 exons. Gene Ontology annotation, biological process: regulation of transcription by RNA polymerase II. Bases 150 to 4613 code for a protein of 1487 amino acids. Gene Ontology annotation, cellular component: nucleus. The record is from RefSeq and is a predicted model, not a curated record. Gene Ontology annotation, molecular function: DNA-binding transcription factor activity, RNA polymerase II-specific; RNA polymerase II transcription regulatory region sequence-specific DNA binding; zinc ion binding.